Molecule: messenger RNA, 6405 nt
Organism: Ogataea haglerorum
Lineage: Eukaryota; Fungi; Ascomycota; Pichiomycetes; Pichiales; Pichiaceae
Exons: 1
Coding region: 1-6405 (2134 amino acids)
Biological process (GO): proteasomal ubiquitin-independent protein catabolic process
Cellular component (GO): nucleus; cytosol
Molecular function (GO): proteasome binding; peptidase activator activity
Source: RefSeq, a predicted model, not a curated record
AUGAACCGCAUGAACUCCUCUUUGCACCACACGUUUCCUGACAGCAGGAAGAAUGCGAGUGUUCCAGGACUUUCUAAGCAAUACGACACAUCUGAGGAGACAGAAACACUUAUUAACUAUGGCUUGGAUGUUCCUUACGACGACGAUGAGACGAUCAGGCUUCAAUUGGAUGAGAACUCGCCAUUUUUUGCUACCAGAGUCGAGAAGGAGCUCAACCCAAAAAAGUUGCUCCCAUACAAGACGGAGAGCAUUAGAGAUCAGUAUCAGUACUUGAGUCACAUUGUGAAACAUUUGUAUAUUGCUAUUGAGAGCGAAGAUCUCAAAGGAAAUCUUAGCAUUAGUGUGUCCGAUUUUGAGAAAGCAAAAUCUGUGAUACUCAGUCACAGCACCAACGUUGAAUCAACGGAACACGAAGAAGACUGUUAUGAGACUUUGAACCAAACGGAAAGCGAGCGCGAAGAUGCAGAGAGCGAUGAAGACGAAUUGUACGAGGACUAUGACGAAAGCUAUCCCUCGGACGCGGAAGGUGAGCAAUUUGCAUCUACCCCGGUGCCGAAUGUGCACGUCAAAUCUGCGGCCAUAAUCAGUCUUAAGCACUGGACUAAAGAGCUGAAGAAUCUACUGAGAAUGGGUCUGGUAAUUCCUGCAACGCUGAACAUUGCCCUGGUCAAGGUUUUCUACGCCGUGAUUCUCUCUCGUGGACAAGAGAUCAACAUACCGUUUUACGUGAAUGUUGUUUUUCUCUUAUUGAAAGAGAAGGACAUUUUGUACGAAAAGGGUCUCCGCCUGGAUUGGAAACCGCUAUAUGAAGAACUCAACAGCAUCAUGCCUGAUGCAAGUGGCUCGUCUCAUUUCAGUGACGACCGCAGGUUUGGUCACCUGGUCAAGUUUGCCGGUAAGAUCAACACUUUCUUCGACGAGGAUAGUGUCCCUCAGAUUAUGGAGAAGAUCAUGUCGAGGUACAAUAACCAGUCAGUCUCCAUUUCGUUUGUUCAAAUGGCUGUGCUGGUGCCAAUUGUGCUUAAGAAGCCCGUUCUCAAAGAGGAGCGUGUCUUCUACGACCAUAGGGAUAUAAGACAUUACUUGCCAUUCUUCUUCUCGUGUUGGACAUCUCAACGCCUCACUCCAGAAAUUACCUCUCUGUUAAAUGUCAUCGCCAAUAUAUCCGAUAAGGUGCUAAAGGUUCUAUCCAGCGACCCCAGCCUAGUCAUCAUGGGCAAGUACGGUGUCUUCACCGAGGAACAAUUCAAGUUCAUCAUGAAUCAGUUGUUAUUAACUUCCAGGUCAUUCAGGAAAGAUGAGAGAAAUUCACAGUACAUCAAACUCUUAAUUGAAAUGAUUAUCAAUUCCAUGACCUCUAAACAUGCGCUUGAGAAGGACGGCAUCAUGGACUUGCUCAAAACAUUCUGGGGAGCUUUGCAUACCUUGGUGCAUCCUUCCAAUUCGGGUGGGUGGUCCGUUCUUUUAUCCCAGGCUGUCAAGAGAAUGGUCGUUGUGUACCACAUUCGACUGCUCGAGGAAAACGAAGACAAGUCGUUUCGUUACUCAUACUUGGACGACUACUCUAAGCUUCCAGAAGACAUCAAACUCUCGCCUCAAAUCACGGAGCAAUUUAUUGACAUGCUCUUGCCGCUGAUACACUUUGGAGUCCAAUCUAAGUCUCUUUCGCAGAGAAAGAGGUAUAUUACUGCUUUGGAAAUACUAGCCUUCAUCAAUCCAAAGAAGAUUCUGGACGAUGUGUUAUUGGACAUUUAUAAUUCUUUUGAAUCUGUCAACUCUACCCACAGAAUCAAUGUGGUUCUUCACGAGCUGACAGUUUUAGUGAGGUAUAUGGCUCAACUACCCGUUUACCGUGUCCACAUCCCCAGACUUCUCUCGAUGCUUGUUCCCGGUAUCGACUCCAAUGAUCCUGAAAAAACGAUUCUCACGUUGGAGUUCAUUAAGUCCGUUGCUGCUGUUGUGCCUAUUUCAGAUUUGAGUCAGGGUCAAGGCGACGGAGGCCUUGUGGCAUUGGACUUCACAACGCAACACCUGGCACACUUGGAGGCAAAGUAUUAUGAAGGUGCUCCGCGCCAGUUAUAUUACGGUGAAGAAAUUCCUGACCAGUUCGUGUUUGAUCCUGACAUUGAGCUAGAAGCUCUCAAGUCGAGCUCAUCCUCCUUUGGAGACUUUAUCAAAGAGUUUGCUGAGAAAUGCUAUAAAUAUUUGGAACUAUCGCCCAGUCUCGAGGAUGAUGGACAAGUGGAAACGCGGGCUAGUGUUUAUAUCUCACAGACUUUUGACUCAUUGGUCGAGUCACUAUCUGACGAGAUGUACAAUAUCCUAGCCGACUCUUUUUACCGAUAUAUCAGCAACAAUGUGCAACAUUCGGUCGCCAUCGUUUUCUUCAACAUCAUUGAACUCAUCAUCAGAAGAGACCCAGCAAAUCAAUUCCCUAGAUUCUACCAGUACUUGGUGGAGCAGGUGAAUGAGGAAAUUGACCAUGGUGCGGGUGCCACACGCACACAGGAAAUCCUCGCCAAGGACGCUCGGCUCACAUGGUAUCUUAAGCUCCUUUCUGGCUCUCUUCUUGGGGCCGGCGAGCUCGACGAACAAACAUUCAGCGAGAUGAGGGAUCUGAUCUCCAACAGACUCAUCAAACUGAGAGGUGAGGCCGCAUUUGCUGCCACUACCAUUCCUGAAUCAAUCCUCGCAGGCACUACAUUGACAAGACUUUUGGAACGCAGGCUGAUUCCUCAGUCCUGGAUCGACAAGAACGGACCUGUGGAUGAACGCUGCUGGGGAGGGUUCCAAUUUGAGAAAUCUAGAUUCGACUCGGAUCACUUGGACUUUUCCUGGUAUGUUCCUUCGGCGAAGAGCAUAGAGCAAGCUGUUGAGUUUUUUGAUUUCACGACUUCGUUGGCUGUGACUGAGAUCGAUGAGUUUGUCCAAGCUUUCGAUGCAGAUGAGAAGAUCUCACUUACAAUGUCUGACAGAAUAGAAUUCAACGUCAACUUGUUAGAAAGCUGUUUGGCUGGUAUAUGCACUUUGUUCGAUCCAAACUUUAGUACGGACUCUUUCAGUGCCAACAAGCUUAUGUUCAAUAGUCUUUCAUCCACUGCUAUUUCAUCCUCCGCCUCAUUGGUAUCGUUGUCUAACGAGAAAGUUGACGUCGAGAUGGAGAAUUCUCCCGAACCAAUAGAAUUAGGCAGGGAUGUCACUGGUGAUCUGAUGAAAGAGACUUUGGAGGGUGACAUGGACCACGAGUCACAUGAAGAAGCUAUGGAGGAUACAGACGGCGAGUACCGCUUGAGAUCAGAGGUGGAGUCUAAUAGUCCUCCAACAGAGUCAGAGUCUCCAAGCGGACUUGUUACGCCUGCUGCUGUGCCUGAUCCUGAAUGUCUGGCUGGCUAUCUCACCGAGAGACCUCCGGUGCUCUACAGUUUUGGAUACCACUACGAAGGACGCGACCAGCUCACAAAUCACUGUGAUCCGACGUACAUGAAGCUGCAUCGUGCUCGUGAGAGAAUCGGUAAAAGCUUGCAUGGACUGGUCAAGUGCCUAAUGCUACAAGACGGUGCCGUUGAGCUUUGUCAACAGGUUGUCCAUUGUAUUAAGUGCUGGUUAGAAAGCUGCGGUACUUUUGGAUCAAAGAACCCCCUUUUCAUUGACCAUAUCCAUUUAGUGGACCUCUUGAACAUCCCGCAUGUGAACUCGCCGUACACGAGAACGGUCAUUGGUGCCCGAUUGGCUAUUUAUCAUUGCAACAGACUGUCGAUCUCGCGCUCUUCGAGGCUUCCAGGGGAUACGGACAAGAUGUUGAUCAAAGAUCUUGUUUCCUUAGCUGCUAGCAGGUACAAUGAAACUGCACAGAAUGCUACGAUGGUCCUAGGUUCCGCCCUCAACAAGAUUCUGAACUGUACAAAUCUGGUCUAUGGUAUUUUCAAAGAGUGGGAAGUGGCAUUGCUCAAUGAAGAUAGAGAGAGGCUCAAGAAUGCGAUGAGGUUCUUUCUGGUUAAGAAAUUCAAAGGUUUUGCAGAAAGAAGCCUUCACAAUUUCGGAAAGUAUGAAGACCUUUUGGCACGUUCGUUAGAAGUCAACGAUUCAGAGGUGAACUCGUUGGCGAUGAAGCUAUAUGGUUCCAUGAAAGACCAUAUUUUGGUGCCAAGUGUUGUUUGCAUGAUCGAUCAUAGCUUGGUUGACUUCAUCAAGCCAGCCUCGCCAACAGUUUCGCUUCAGGUGAAAGCUUUAAGAUGUGCCAAAGAUCGCAAGAGACAUCUGAUUAUGGACCGUCUUAGGCGUUUAGAGCUUUCCGUACUGAAACGCUCUCAAGCGGAGCUCCACUGGAAAUUUAGACUCAAAGUUCUAGAGCUGUUAGCCGACGUGCAGUCGAACCUUGAAAUACCUUUGAACAGGGAAAUUCUUGUUCUUCUUGGCAAAUCGAUCAACGGAGUUCAUCCAGAAAUCACCGAAGACUGCAUUCUUUGGCUAUCUUCUAUUCUGGAUGCAACACGGACACGGGCUACGAUCAACUAUGAUUUGAAAGGGUUUUUCUCUCCCUCAUUCCGUUUGGCCAACGUGUGCGCAAUUUCCGAUAUCAUUGGCAUGGACCAACCACAGGAAUUUUUCAAGGAAAUGUCAAAUUUUGAGCAUCCGAGGUUCUUCAUAGAUAACAAGCUAUGGAUAUCUACUUUGUGCUGGAACAAUGAGAUGGAAGUUGUCAAAAAUGAGUCAGUCGAAUCGCUAAACCUCAAUUCACAAGACUCUGAGACAAUCCAGGCCUUUGGCCAGCUGGUCACCAAACAAUGGAUCCUGGAAAUUCUCAAGUUGCACAUGGAUGAAGGAGAAGCAAAUGCAGAGUUCCAGCCCGACCUAGUCUAUUUCCUCUACUUGAUUAUCCUCAUAUCCUCAUAUGGCUACACCCCCAACAUGAAGUACUCUGAGUGGCUUGAUAUUUGUAAUGAGAUCUACAACAAGGAGGAGAAACAAUCUCAUGUGGCACUAAGUGAAGUUUACUGCGCUCUGCUGCUAGCCAACAAGUACAAUUCCAAACACCUAGAGGAAACUGAUGAGGCAAUUUCUGCAAAACUGGCGGAGGUCUUCAAGACCGGCAUCACCCAAUCCACGCACAAAAUCUGGAAAGUAUUUUGCUGGUGGCUACCUGCUCAUUUUGAUUGCCGGCGAGCUCCUAAGGUUGUGUCUGUCAUAUGCGACUUUGAGGUUCCUCUAUCGGGUGACACAUCCCCCUUCAAUCUUUCGUCCAGAAUAGGAUUCCUCAAAUCAUACAUGUCUUCUGCAUUGAACCGCUACCACGACUUUGAUGGAGUCACUCGGAGAUUUUUUGCCUCGCUAUCACAUCCAUAUCAGAUCGUUUCUGAAAGAUCUGCUGCUAUCCUAUUUGAUACGUUGUCAUACACUUCCAUCAAGUCGUUCAACAAUAAAGAGAAACUGCUCGAAGCCUGUUUCGAAAACCCAAAUGGAAUGGGUCUCUUACCCUUUGAGAUGCCUGCUGUGUUUGCUGAGUGUCUAACUUCCUAUCUCGAAAGAGUGAAACAACUAAGCACCACGAUCAGAGGUCUUUCUACUCAGGAGAUUGUGGACUCAGAGUACAUGUUUCACGUUCGUGGGCUACAUACGCUGCUGCUGUAUGUUCUGAAAACUUCGUAUGGAGUGUUGCUUGUACCAUACCUCAAGGACUACAUCCUGCCUCAUCUUUUUGAGCUCGAUACUAUGAAAGAUGUAUGUCAAUUGGCUCCUCUGAAUACAAAUGUGAUGUUUUUCCUGAUUGCUUCUAUCCGUUACGACGAGGAGCAGACCAAGAUGUUCAUUGAUCUGAUUGUGAACAAUUUUGGAUUAGAGCAUCCAAAUAUGGUGCAAAAAGAGCACUUAUUGACAAUUGUUCAGAGCUACUACACAGUUCGGUACCUCACCAUUACCUCUGAACAAAGGGCUCUGCUAAUUGAGAAGGUUGUUUCGUUUUUGUACUCAAACCCUGUGUCUGUGAAGGAACAGGCUGCGGCUGUAUUUUCUGCCAUUGUGCACGGUUCGAUGAGUUUCGAGAUGCAACCAUUGAUUGAGAGCUACAUUUCCAAGUUUACAGAGAUUAUCAAUGCACACCGCCGUGUGAAGGGGAAGAAGCUGACUUUUGAUGAACUCAAUCUAGUCCAUGGGGCCACGCUAGGCUUGGGUGCAUUAUUGAACGCAUUCCCAUACACUUCGCCUCCUCCGAAAUGGCUGCCAAAUAUCCUCUGGUUGGUGGCAGGAAGAUGUUCUAGUUAUGAGGGUGUUAUAUCAAGAACCGCCAAGAGCAUUUUGUCAAAGUUCAAGAAGAACCGUCAGGACACUUGGCACAUCGAUUCGAAAUUCUUCACCGAUGACCAACUGGAGGAACUCGAGGGUGUCUCGGGGAAAUCGUAUUAUUUAUAG